This is a messenger RNA of Orbicella faveolata, 900 nucleotides long. RefSeq names its product dolichyl-diphosphooligosaccharide--protein glycosyltransferase 48 kDa subunit-like. Gene Ontology annotation, cellular component: oligosaccharyltransferase complex; endoplasmic reticulum membrane. Lineage: Eukaryota; Metazoa; Cnidaria; Anthozoa; Scleractinia; Merulinidae. The record is from RefSeq and is a predicted model, not a curated record.
AAUGUUCCUCUUCUGUUUUUAGAAUUUGGUGGCUCGUUGAAUGUCAGAGCUAUUACGGACUUCAUUGAUGGAGGUGGCAAUGUUCUAGUUGCUACAAGCUCUACCAUUGGUGAUCCUAUUCGUGAACUGGGAAGUGAAUGUGGGGUGGAAUUUGACGAGGAGAAGACAUCAGUCAUUGAUCACAUCAACCAUGAUGUUUCUGACUUAGAUCAGCACACACUGAUAGUAGCUGACCCUUCAAACAUCAUCAAGGCAAACACCAUUACUGGACAUUCAGAGUUAAAGCCUCUGCUGUUUCAGGGAGUUGGAAUGACUGCUGACACUGACAAUCCUUUGGUAAUGGAGGUGUUGACUGCAUCCUCUACUGCUUACUCUUACUAUCCUGAUGUCAAGAUCUCUGAGUACCCACAUGCCGUUGGCAAGAGCACUCUGUUGAUUGCUGGUCUUCAAGCCAGAAACAAUGCCAGGGUUGUGUUCUCAGGCUCUUUGGAUUUCUUCAGUGACGAGUACUUCAACAGACCUGUGCAGAGUGCAAGAGCUGGCUCCAAACAGUACUCUAAAACUGGAAACCAAGACCUGGCCAUUGCCCUGAGUGAGUGGGUUUUUAAGGAGAAUGGUGUCCUUCGUGUUGGAGAGGUUGAACAUCACCGUGCUGGAGAAGCCUCACCUCCUGUUGCUUACACCAUAGAAGAAGAUGUGGUUUACAGCAUCAGAAUUGAAGAGCUGGUGAAUGGAAAGUGGGAAUCCUUCCAGGGAACCGAUGUCCAGUUGGAGUUUUUCAGGAUCGACCCAUUUGUUAGGAUCACCCUCAACAAGUCCAAUGGUUCGAGUCAAUUUUAUCCUGUUUUUGAAAUUGAGCAAAUUAUUGUUGUUGUCUUUGAAUAGUAUGAGAAAAUCUAU